Messenger RNA from Camelina sativa (false flax), 566 nucleotides. Lineage: Eukaryota; Viridiplantae; Streptophyta; Magnoliopsida; Brassicales; Brassicaceae. The record is from RefSeq and is a predicted model, not a curated record.
CCAUUGAGCUAACUCUUAGAUUCAUUGCAGGUUGUGCUUUCAUCUUGGGAGUCAGUCGUUGAGUUGCAGCCAAGAAUAGAUGAGAUAUCGAAAUGCCCUUGUGAAGGAAUGAUGGUGACUGCCGCUGCUUCUCCAGGUUCUACAUUUGAUUUCUGUAGCCGCUACUUUGCCCCCAGAUUCGGGAUCAAUGAGGACCCUGUUACUGGAAGUGCGCAUUGUGCCUUGGCACAUUACUGGAACCUCAAGAUGAACAAGUGUGAUUUCUUGGCCUACCAGGCUUCAAGCAGAGGCGGAACUGUGAAGGUUCAUCUGGACAAAGAGAAGCAGAGGGUUCUGCUGAGAGGCAAAGCAAUCACUGUUAUGGAAGGUUGCGUUUUAGUUUGAAUUUGGCUAAAAAUAAAUGAUUCAGUAUCUUUUUCUUUUUAAGUACACACACAAGCAUCAUAUGUGGUUAACUCCAUACACUGAGGUUACUUGUCCUUGAAGUAGACAAUCUUGAUAUCUUUUUUUAACAGUAUGAUUUUCUUGUUUUCCAAAUAUUCACUAAGAAUAUUUGCAAGAUGUUU